Plodia interpunctella (Indianmeal moth) is the source of this 3252-nucleotide messenger RNA. RefSeq names its product T-cell leukemia homeobox protein 2-like (gene C15). The record is from RefSeq and is a predicted model, not a curated record. NCBI's taxonomy places the organism in Eukaryota, Metazoa, Arthropoda, Insecta, Lepidoptera, Pyralidae. Gene Ontology annotation, molecular function: RNA polymerase II cis-regulatory region sequence-specific DNA binding; DNA-binding transcription factor activity, RNA polymerase II-specific. Gene Ontology annotation, cellular component: nucleus. The transcript is spliced from 3 exons. The coding region runs from base 1092 to 2171 and encodes 359 amino acids. Gene Ontology annotation, biological process: animal organ development; regulation of transcription by RNA polymerase II.
UACCAGAUUUAUUUUUUUCACGUUAAAAUUACAUUUGUUAAGUAAGUAGGCCGACAAACUGCAGAACGAAGUCAACUCCAAUCCAGAAUUGAAUUGCAUCUAAACAUUACUAAGAGAAUCGCAAUUCCCCAGGUCUUUUAUCGUUCAAAACCAUAAUCUAACACCCUUUACCACUCGGGCUGUCAAAGUCAAUACCAUAAAGUGGCUAUCUUCUGCAAUACAUUAUCCCUCCUUAUCUAUGGCCAUAACAUGAAACUUGGGAUCUAUUUUAUUAUAAAGUGCAUUGUCGGCUUCGAAGUAGCUCGGUCGACCACCGAACGUAAAUAAUUUAACUGUCUUAAAAGAUUCAAAAAUAGUUUCCUAACAUUGCCCCCCUUAAUAUGUGCACCAUUUGUCAGGCCAUAACUGGAUUUAAACGACGCGUUACAACACCAAGGGCUCCGCCCUCUGACAAAACUAUAUCCAUCCCUUUCCAACUCACUGAAACGCCAUGUCUUAUGAUAGCAUCUUUCUCCAUCCAACGAACGAUCUUGGAAAUGUUUACCUUGUUACAAGGCUUCUAAAAAUGUGCCUAUUGCUUACAUUACAACUUCUAAAAUAGACCUUAUUUGUGGUAGAUAUAAAGGUUAACUUCGAACAGUAUUAUAAAAAUGGGGGGAAUCAAUUGAAGCGAGAAGUUCCAUGAAAGAGAUGGAACGAGCCGUUCCGUUUAAGUUAGUGAGUCCAAACGAGUUUUUAUGUUUGGAAAUCGUAUUAAGCUUUUGUUGGAAACUGUUCCACUCAACGGGCAUAGUUGAGGCGUUUGUGCGGUCAAACUAUCGUGUUCGAAUUUCGAAAAGCGGUGGGGGUGCCGCUGAUUGGCUCGUUUCGACUGAUAUUGUGUAUAACGAUUUGGCCGCGAGCGGUCGAGCGUAGCGCGCGAACCGGAGCUUUUUCAAAUAAGGAACACGACUUCACAUGACGUUCCAAAAAUAAAUUUAAAUUGUAUUUGAAAAUUAAAUAGUGGUUUACAUUCCGUUAUGAUAUCUGUUAAAUGUUAUAAGUGAAUAUAACUAUUGAGUGCCAGUGUUUUGAGACUAAUAAUUACAAAGAUGUCGUCAGUGCAUUCAGACGACGACCAAGAAGAGAUUAAUGUAGAUUCUGAUAGCAGAUUAUCAGGUCAAUGUGACAGAAGCAUUGCAUCUGAAGACAGAGAUUCAGAGCACAGCUAUCAUGACAGAUAUCAUGAUUCUCCCAACGAACACAUGACUGAUACACAGCCCAGAGUAAAUCUCCCAUUUAGUAUAUCCAGGCUAUUAGGAAAACAAUUUGAAGAUAUAGAAAAACGUCGACAUUCAGGAGAAAGUGAUGAUAGAAGUGACCAAGAUACAGAAUCAGAAAGUGCUAAAGACGAUGUUAAAGACAGUACAAAUUUGCCUUUAAAUUUUUCGCAUAAUCCGGGCCUUUAUUCAAAUUCUGGGUUGUUGUUGAGGCCGGGGUUGGGUUUGGGGGGUGGUUAUGGGUUUUCUAGUAAUCCAGGGGUGGUGAGAGUGCCAGCCCAUAGAGCCCUGGGGGCGCUGGGUGCGUGGGGUGUGGCUUUAGAUCCUAUGAGACAGGCGGCCGCUGCAGCGUUCGCGCACCAAGUCGUCAAAGAUAGACUAAAUGCAUCGUUCCCCAUCACGCGGAGAAUCGGCCACCCGUACCAGAACAGAACUCCCCCCAAGCGGAAGAAACCGCGGACGUCCUUCACCAGGCUGCAGAUAGCUGAGCUGGAGAAGCGGUUCCACAAGCAGAAGUACCUGGCGUCCGCUGAGAGAGCCUCGCUGGCCAAGACUCUGAAGAUGACCGACGCUCAGGUCAAGACCUGGUUCCAGAAUCGGAGGACUAAGUGGAGACGACAAACAGCAGAAGAAAGAGAGGCUGAACGCCAAGCAGCUAACCGCUUGAUGCUGUCCCUGCAAGCUGAAGCGUUAAGCAAGGGCUACAUUCCGGAACCACCGGGCGCUGCGCCACUGUCAGCACUUCACUACCAAAAUCCAGCUAACCCAGCCGCUGCACCGCCAUCGAACACGGCUUUAAGCGCUUUACAAAACCUACAGCCAUGGGCUGGAAAUCAAAAUGGAUUCCUCAAUGCCCCGCCGUCGACCGCACCUCCCCCCCAUCCGCCGCCCGUCGCCUCACCAAUAUGUUGAAUUUGAAAUUAGAAUGUAAUCUUUUUAUAAUCGAUUAUUUGCGGCCAUGUUUGUAAGGCCAAUUUGUAAAUAUUGUACGAUCUCAAAUGUAUUUCUUUUUUAUUGUCUUGAGGCUGAUCGUGUUUUGUUAUUUUUUAGAAUGGUUGUAAAUAUAUGUACCUAGAUGUAAUAUGCUAAUUGUACCUAGAGUAUAAUAUCGAUCAAAAUACCGCUUUAGAGCAGGAUAGUGAGAAUAUUUUAUUCUUAUUAAUUUGUUUUGAACUUUGUUUCAUUUUGUCAAAAAGGAGAAAUACGAUUUAUGUGUUUAAUUAUUACAAUUUAAAGCUAUUUGAACAGUAUUACAAUGUUUAUAAAUAACUAGUACUUAAUUUUUUUCUUAGUGAACUAUGUAAAGUAUAUGGUAGUCGAUUUAAAAUAGUAAUUGUACAUAACAUAAAUGGCCUAUUUAAAUAUCACUCAGUUAAGAUAGCCUAUUGGUAUUUCCAUAAAUGUCAUUGUCUUUUCUUUUUUAAGCGAAAAUAUUUUUUGUAAAGAGCAGCAAACGCUAUAUUUAUUCAUAUUUUUAAAUUAAAGCAACAACAUUUUAAGAACAUAAAUAUUUAUAUGUCAUAAGAUUUGGUUUCUAUCAAAUUUAAUUUAUAUUAUAUUAAAUAAUUAGUAUAAUUAAAACAUAAACAUCUAGGAUUCUGUAAAUAUACAAAUACUUAGCUCAAAUUCCCGGAACAAAAUAGCAUUCAAAAUAUAGUAUGUGUUACAACAUAACUUAUAGAUUGUACAAAUAUUUCUGACUUAUGGUCUUAUACAAUAUUAAUUUAAAUUAAAUUAAUACAAUUUAUUUUUCACCCAUUGUCUCUAAAAAUAAAUCAACUUAAGAUAAAAAUGAAAAAAAAAACGAAAAUAAAGAUUUUAAAAUUAAUUAGUCCACAACUCGAUUAAAUUUUAAUCAAUCACAUGGCAAAAUAUACUUAUGUAUGUAAAAACACUUACAACACAACUUAAUAAGUUUUUUUUUUUUCAGAAUACUGAACAUGUAACAUUCUGUAGGACAUUUUCUACGUGUUCCUUUCUCUGCCACAUCAAA